UCGUUCCAGUUCGAAGAUUCCGCGACAGACGGAAAGUAUAAGUUCGAUUAGAGUCAAAUAAAAAUGGGAAAAACGAGAGGAGUACACGAGACAACGCCAGAAUUGAGAAACCGAAUGGUGGGAAUGUACGAAGCUGGUUUAGGACUGCGAGAAAUUGCGGCAGCUGUAAAUUGUUCGCAACGCACUGUCAAGAGAUGGUUAAAUAGAUUUGACAAGGAAGGCACAGUAGAAACACGAGAGCGAUGUGGACGUAAACGUGCCACUACGGUAGAACAAGAUGAAGCUAUAGUGAAGCUGGCCACACAGACACCAAUAACAGCUGCCAAAGCUGUUCUUCCUGCUUUGGGGCUCACGUGCUCUGUAGAUACUAUCAGAGAAAGGCUACACAAAGCUGGAAUACACAAUUGGAGUCCAUCGCGGAAAUAUAUGCAAAGAAUUACACUUGGUGAUGCUGAUGGUGCUGCUAUUCAACAACCUGUAUGGAGACCUACGGGAACACAGUUGGGAAAGAAAAAGUCUUCCAAAGAUUCUAACAAGAAUGAUACGAUUGGCAACGUUAAGAAAAAGAAUUCGCCAUUUUGUGUUUCGCAACAAAGUGCUGCUCAAUCUCAGGGCUGUAAUAUACAGUCGCAAUCCCAAUCUUUAUCUCCAAGUCAAACGGAGUUUGGUAACCCCUUGAGUUUGGUUCAACAGACGCAACCUGUUUAUCAGCACUCUAGUUUGAAUAUUUCUCAAAGUUGGCCACUCGAUUUAGUGCAAGGAACUCAUCAUUAUCCACAGGCCCAAGCGGAUGCAAUAUCUCACGAACAACUAUUGCCACAGCAGCUUCAAGAACUGCAAACCCGACAAGAGCAACAGCACCAUGCGCAACAAGUACAAUCGACGAUUCCAGACGAAACGCAUAAUCUGGAUCAGCGGCAACGACAACUCGAAGUAGUACGCCGGGUUCAACAGCAACAGCAUCAGGAUAAUUUACAUUCACAACUAGUUAAUUCGCAAAUUAAUUCAAACCUGAAUUCUGACGCUACUAAUUCCUGCAGUUCUCAAGAUAGUAAUCAGUCUUCUAGCGCAGAACCGAAACAGAACAAAGACUCAUCGAGAGAAGGUAUCGAAGAAAGUGACUCGCGGAGAAAGAAAAAGAAAGGCGGGAAAGCGAAAGGAACGUUGGAAACCAGUGUCGAAAUACGAAAUCGAAUGAUCGGCAUGUCCGAGGCAGGCUUGUCCACGUUGUCUAUCGCGCUCGCAAUCGACAGAUCGGAACGUACCGUUAAACGAUGGUUAGAACGUUGGCACAAAGAAGGUAACGUACAGACAAAGGAAAGAAAGGGUCGACGUCGAAUUACAACUAAAGAGCAAGACGAAGCCAUCAUUGCAAUGGCUACUCAGCAACCUUUGACUGCAGCUAAACACGUUGCGCCUGCUCUUGGAUUAAAAUGUAGCGUAGACACGAUCAGGGAAAGGCUUCAUAAAGCUGGUAUUCACAGUUGGAAGCUUGGAAAGAAGCAAGGGGAGGGGAACGCUGUUCAUACGGUUCACCUGUGGCAACCUAGUGGAAACCGACCAAAUAAACCGAAAAUACCCGGUGAGAAGAGAAAAAGGCCAAGUGGUAAUAAAAAACGUGAUCAAUCAAGCAAUACGCAAAAACGAGUAUCCACCAGGAAGAAAAAAAACGAGUCUACCGGAGCAAAGUUGAUUGCACAGCCAACGAAUAUGGUAUCGGAACAAUCUACUGCUUUGCCAUUUCAUAAUUCAACGACAAUGGCAAACUAUGUUCCAGGUCCGAAUAUAAUGCAGCCUGUUCACAAUAUUCCUAUAGCUUCUGCUACGCUCGUUCAGUCGCAACCUCCACCGCCAGGUCCUGCGCCAGCGCUUCAAACGAUGCCGUCGAUGGGUCUUAUGAUGCAACAAAGACCCGAUUGUCGAUUAGCGCCGAAUAUCGUACCACCUGUUUCGGGACAAGGAAAUACCGGAGUUUCUUAUCCAUCUUGCAUGGUUGGAAGCAACAACCACACUGGUCACAGUAUGGAACAACCAGAUCCUUUGAAUUACGAACCAUACAUAUGGAGUUUUUGAACGCUGAACUCUGAA
This is a messenger RNA of Dufourea novaeangliae, 2088 nucleotides long. RefSeq lists its product as uncharacterized. Lineage: Eukaryota; Metazoa; Arthropoda; Insecta; Hymenoptera; Halictidae. The record is from RefSeq and is a predicted model, not a curated record.